This is a messenger RNA of Australozyma saopauloensis, 1008 nucleotides long. RefSeq lists its product as uncharacterized. The record is from RefSeq and is a predicted model, not a curated record. The coding region runs from base 1 to 1008 and encodes 335 amino acids. The transcript has a single exon. Lineage: Eukaryota; Fungi; Ascomycota; Pichiomycetes; Serinales; Metschnikowiaceae. Gene Ontology annotation, cellular component: mitochondrial inner membrane.
AUGGACCGACACCCGUACCUCACAAACAAUCUGUCACCGCUCAAUUCGUCAUUCCUCGCUGAUCUAGACCAAAAGCUCACUUUAGCCAAAAUGAACGGAACCUCCUCAGGAUCAGAUUCUGAAGGAGCCAAAGGAAAAGGCCCCAAUGGCGCGGGCUCAAAACCAUCCAUUGAGAUGAAAGAUUUGUUCAACGGGCUUCUACCCCAUAAUCCCAGCGUAGGUUUAAGGUUCUUAACCCCAAUAGUUCCAGCGGCAGAUAAUAGACCGGCUUUGUACAUGGUGGCCACUGCACAGUUGUUUUUGGGGUUACUGUGGAUGACCCGGCGAGUUCCGCGUGUGUUCGAGCUGCAAUUGCGGUCGCGAUUGACGUCUGCGGUGCGGUUUAUGGCUGGUUCCACCGCGGUGCUACUUUCUGGACUUGAAUAUUCUCGACUUCUGCUUCCAUACGAUCCAUGGGCCGAGGAGGCACGGCACUGGCGGAAGUGGGCCAUCAAAAAGGGCCAGAAGCCUUCGUGGUGGUUUGGCGGGAUCUGGUUCUAUAGCCCCAUGCUGAUGAGCGAGUGGAAAACGAAAACAUCUGCAUGGCUUGAAAACACCGCGAACGCUUUGGAUAGCGAUGAACAUCCCACUUUGGCUUCUUCCAAAGACUCUGGAAUGCUCACAGGAAUCAGCAUCGGGCCUCAUGCCACUUUGAAGGCUGGUGAGUCCAGCACUUACGAUGACAUAUACCAGAACUUGCGCCGGAUUAACGCCAGCAAAUUGGAGAAGGCAUUGAGAGAAGAACUUGUCAAUGUCACAGAGCUCAAUAAGGCAGAGAGAAUCGACCGCAUUCUCGAGGGAAAGGGGCCAGUCUACUUGAACGAAGAGUACAUAAAACCUAACAUCACUCUUGGAAACCAAGAGUUGGAAACUGAGGACGACUUUGAAAUGGCUUGGGCGAACUUCGAGCCGUGGGAUGAGUUGGGCCAGGAGACAGAUUUCGAUGUUCGUCUCAUUCCACGGUCUUAG